This is a messenger RNA of Photinus pyralis (common eastern firefly), 3075 nucleotides long. RefSeq lists its product as uncharacterized. The transcript is spliced from 7 exons. The record is from RefSeq and is a predicted model, not a curated record. Gene Ontology annotation, cellular component: nucleus. Lineage: Eukaryota; Metazoa; Arthropoda; Insecta; Coleoptera; Lampyridae. Bases 243 to 3017 code for a protein of 924 amino acids. Gene Ontology annotation, biological process: DNA damage response; positive regulation of protein phosphorylation; cell population proliferation.
UUUACAGUUGGUUGUUAUGCUUAUAAGUUAUAAAUGGCAUGCCAUUAAUCAUCUUACAAAUUGUCCAAUGGUUCAUGGUUGGUUUUAGGUGUAACGCAAAUAAGUAUUAAAUAGAGAAUACAACAAAUUUUGUUAAUAUAAUAAGUAAUAACAUAACAAUUCGUGGAGUAAGUAGUCACUGCCUUCUGUUUGAUUCGCCUUUUUUUUGUAAAGAUUAGAUAAGUCUUGACUAAUUAUGAAAGAUGGAUACUGAUUUAAAUGUAGUACAAUACGAAGAGAAGCUCAAACGGUUACUAACAAAACUUCUAGAUCAGGAUUUCGUAAUCACCAGCGAUACGUAUUUAAAUACAUUAUUGUCGCAUUUGUCAGGAAAGGACAACAAAGAAUUAGGUGCUUCACUGUUAGCACUACAAAUUUUUACAGAAUGGCUAGUAAACGCCACAAAGUACUGGGAGGAGACCGGUUUAGUGCCAUCUGCAAAAAUUGCAAACUUCACAUUCAUACUGGCUAGCUUGCUGUCGUGUGACGAAGACAAAUUUAAUCAAUUAAAUGUUUCAAAUUUGUACAUAAGGCUGUUCACAGUGCUUAAAGUGAGAUCCUCCAGUACACUACCAUUAAUCAAAUUAAGUUAUAUUAAGUUAUUGUCAUCAUUUCUUGAACACCGUUCUGGCGUUAGUUGGCUGAUUGCAACAGAUAAUUGGCACGACGUUAUCAGAUAUAGUUUAGAAAAUCAAACGACAUAUGUGUCUAAGGAGGGAUACAAUUUUGUGUGUAACACACUGGCGAAAGGUUCCCAGUUCAACCAAGUUUUUUGCAGUAUGGUCGUUGAAAAGAUUAUGGGGGUCUUCACCGAAAUGACCUUCACCAACGGAGUCGUAAACGAUGAAAGCUUACAGGGGAAAAUGACACCUUCCCUGCAGCUGAUUGGAACAGUUUUAGAAUCAUGCUUGAAAAGUGAAUUGUUCACAAAUGGCAACUACGACAUUCCCAGCCUGUUCUUGAAGAAUUUCCAUCUGGAGCAAAACAUGUGCAAUGUGAUUAUGCUAGGGAGUCAAAAUGAAAAGCUGUUUGAAGACAUCAAUCGCGUUAUGAUACUGGUGCAUUUCUGUGAGCUUGCCAUUGAUUCCGAUACGAAAAUAUUUCAAAGGAAACGUAUCAAAAAGUUGGUGGAACAAAUUUAUAAGCUGAUUACGUUGAAUCUGACCAAGGGUUUUGUGUCAAAUAUACCGAAAAUGUGCUACCUGUUGCAAUAUUAUUGGAAACUUAUCGAAUCACGUCUACCUGGUAUAGAUUGUAACUCGGAUGAGGCACAAAUUAUGUUCGAAACUCAAAUUGCGAUGAUACAAAUGUUUCCAGUAUGCAACAUUUCGUAUAAAGUCUGUGGUGUGUCUGUUGAGCAAUGUUUCGAAGAUUAUUUUCGUGAUCAAUUUGCAACAAAGGUCGUUAAAACAUUAUGCGAGCACACCAUACGGCUGCUGUACAAUUACCGUACGGCUUUGCUGAAUGAUAAAAUCGAUAUAUUUAACUUUGUGUUAAUGAGCACCUCAUAUUUGAUGAAGAGUCGAAAUUGGUACAAUCGAGACAGAGGCGUCAUUGUAUUUCAAUUCUACAUGUAUAUACUUAAUGACGUCAUUACCACAAUGAAAUCGAAGCCAAAUAUGGUGGAUACAUUCACAAAGCAGGUCUCCUUUUUUACAAUAACUUUUGAUGUUCUUUCGGUCUUCAUCCAGCAGUUUGACAUCACAUGGAGGGAAAGCGUGGAGACAAUAUGCGUUAUGGGCACCGCAAUUGACAUAAUCAAUGUGGCAUGCUGGCCGUCAAAGCUUGUUGUCCAGGCUUUGAAGCUGGUGAAUUUGGCGAUCUCACGCUUUAUGCCACCCAACUUGGCUCUCCUCGUGGAUGGAACGACUGAAAUGGAAAGGUUAGGAAGAAUGGUUACGUCGAAAUUACACGAUUUGGAGUGGGAGGUACGAGACAGUGCUCUUGAAGUUUUGCACACCAUUGCGAGUAUAUCACAUACAAAAUAUCCUGCCUUUCAAAGUAUCAUAACGGAUUUAGAAUUUCCAUUGCUAACAAUAACAGUGGCAAUGCACGAUAGUGAAAGUUACGUCAGGGCUUCCGCAAUAAAAUGCCUUCAAGAGAUGAUACAGGUAUCAUCGAUAUGGACCCCGAUUUUGCAACAACAAGAUCUGCCGUCAAAAAUGAUGCAGAUACUCUACAAUGAAACGGAGGCGGUCGUACGAUGUGAGGCGGCACGUUUAAUGAGCGUAAUAUACGAGCACCGAUCCUUUCCCAAGUCGUCCACUGAGGUUGUCUAUGAGGCAAUGGUUUUCGCGGCGACAACGGAUUUGGAUUGGGAAGUGAGAGAGAACGCGCUCGAGUAUUGGGGUAAAGUGAUUAAUAUGCAUCUGACCGAUCAGGGAAUGAUCGACGGCACCUUUCCCAGUGUCACCUUCUCAAAGGAAAAUCGAAAAAUCGUAACGCUCACUGAUGCCGAGAUAAAAAGACGUUUGAACAAAGUGCUGAAUGAACUGAGUGAUUGCGGUUGUUUAGGCGUUCUCGUCGCUUGCAUGCACGAAGAUUGUGAUAUUAAAGUGUUAAGGAAGUCUGUCGAAAUAACGCAAACUUUAAGUCGGUUACUGCGAUCGUAUAAUAUCAUCGAGGAUAGUCCCGCUUCCCCAGAUCCGCCAACAGUUUUGGAGGCUUUCAAUAUAGGGGAUGACUUAAAAAUAAAUUCGUACUCGGAUAAAGUUGUUAAUGACAUUGUUAAUAGUCGUGAUAUUGGUUUGCUUGUGAAUGUUUUUAAAAAUGAAAACGAUUUUGUUUCGCCAAGUACAGUGAAGAUGGUGCAACGUAAAACAUCCCCAAAAGAGUUUUUAACUUUCGUUCAAAGGGAUUUAAAUAAGUUGCUUGUCGAGCGCACAAAUUGGUUGCGUCAAAUUGAUGAUUUGGGAUCCCUUCUAGAUGAUAUUCUUAAGUGUUAUAACAAUGAUAUCAACGUCAUGGAUUGUUAUUAGAGUAUAUAAUGGUCUUGUUUUCUUAUCAAAUUAAAUAAAAGUUUUUUAUCGUUUCUAA